Helicoverpa zea (corn earworm) is the source of this 5345-nucleotide messenger RNA. It is a transcript of the gene Gart, whose product is annotated as trifunctional purine biosynthetic protein adenosine-3. Lineage: Eukaryota; Metazoa; Arthropoda; Insecta; Lepidoptera; Noctuidae. Gene Ontology annotation, biological process: 'de novo' IMP biosynthetic process; adenine biosynthetic process. The record is from RefSeq and is a predicted model, not a curated record. The transcript is spliced from 25 exons. Gene Ontology annotation, molecular function: phosphoribosylglycinamide formyltransferase activity; ATP binding; phosphoribosylformylglycinamidine cyclo-ligase activity. Gene Ontology annotation, cellular component: cytosol. Bases 213 to 4319 code for a protein of 1368 amino acids.
UCGUCAUUCAUUUAAAAGUUUGCGCGUGUCAGAGACGGCGGUUCAUAAUAAAAUAAAUGAAUUUCGUUAAUUAAACAUAACUGCGUCUCAGUUUUAAACAGUAAACUUGAAUCAGCUCCAGCGUUUACUGGUCAAUGUUGGCUGGAAGUUGCGUUCGUUUUUUGUAAUUUGGACACGUGACGUUUAGGCUAAGUUUUAGUAAACAAGGUAGGAUGUCCGGUGGUAAAGUUUUGGUGAUCGGCGGCGGUGGUCGGGAACAUGCGUUAUGCUGGAAGCUGGCUGACUCCCCGUUUGUGGCUCAAGUGUAUGCGGCGCCCGGCAGCGUCGGCAUCGCCACAACCAGCAAAGUGGAAUGCGUCGAUCUCAACAUUAAAGAUUAUCCCGCCAUAGCAAAAUGGUGCAAAGACAACGAAAUAGACUACGUAGUGAUUGGCCCCGAGGAUCCCCUAGCCAAUGGCAUCGUGGACAACCUCGCUCCCUUCGGCAUCAAGUGCUUCGGCCCCACCAAGGCUGGUGCCAGGAUAGAGGCCGACAAGGACUGGUCCAAGACCUUCAUGAACAAGUACCAGAUCCCUACCGCGAGGCAUAAGUCCUUCACCGAUGCUGUUGCCGCUAAGGAGUUUAUUAAUACUGCUCCCUACCCAGCCUUAGUAGUGAAAGCAUCAGGCCUCGCCGCAGGCAAGGGCGUGGUGGUGGCCGCUACCAAGGAGGAGGCUUGCCAAGCUGUUGACGAGAUCCUUACUGAUGCCAAGUAUGGUUCAGCUGGACAGACUGUCGUUAUUGAAGAGCUGCUCGAGGGUGAUGAGGUUUCGGUGCUGGCCUUCACAGACGGCGAAACGGUCUCCAUGAUGCCCCCAGCUCAAGACCACAAGCGGGUUGGUGACGGCGACACGGGCCCCAACACUGGAGGAAUGGGAGCUUACUGCCCAUGUCCUCUUAUCACCCCAGACCAGCUCCUGGAUGUAAAGGAACAGGUCUUGCAAAGGGCGGUCGAUGGGCUGAAGGCUGAGGGAAUUAAAUAUGUUGGUGUCCUAUACGCCGGUAUGAUGGUGACCAAGUCUGGACCGAUGACUCUGGAGUUCAACUGUCGCUUCGGCGACCCGGAGACACAGGUCCUCAUGACAUUGCUAGAGACAGACUUGUACAAAGUUAUGAAGGCAUGUGUGGAAGGCACUCUGAAGCAGAUCCAAGUGACAUGGAACACCAAGUUGUCCUCUGUCGGUGUUGUCAUCGCUUCCAAAGGAUAUCCUGAGACAUCCACUAAGGGUUGUGUUAUCAGUGGUUUAACCCAAGUGCAGUCAACGCCAGGCAUGGUGGUGUUCCACAGCGGCGUGGCUCGCGGCGCCAACGGCUCGCUGGUGACGUGGGGCGGCCGGGUGCUGCUGCUGUGUGCCCGCGCAGCUUCCCUGCGGGCGGCGGCGGCGGCGGCCACGGCGGGGGCGGCGCUGGUGGACUUCCCCGGAGCACAUUAUAGGAAGGAUAUCGCGCAUCGGGCUUUUACCAAGAUCAACGGCCUAUCAUACCUUCAAAGUGGAGUCGACAUAGACGCGGCAGCUACCCUCGUUCGUGAAAUCGAACCUAUCGCCACCGCCACACAUCGCCGCGGAGUGCUGGGCAGACUCGGCUGCUACAGUGGACUGUUCCAACUGUCCGCCAUGGACCCCAGUCUAAAGGACCCCGUGUUAGUGCAGGGGACUGAUGGCGUUGGGACUAAGUUGAAGAUCGCAGAACUUAUGCACAAAUACGACACGUUAGGCCAGGACCUGGUGGCCAUGUGUGUGAACGACAUCCUGUGUGCUGGAGCUGAGCCCUUCGCGUUCCUGGACUACAUGGCAUGCGGCCGCCUGCAGGUGGACGUCGCCACCACCAUCGUCAGGGGGAUCGCUGACGCUUGCAUCAUGUCUGGCUGUGCACUGUUGGGUGGUGAAACAGCAGAAAUGCCUUCAAUGUACGAGAUCGGCAAAUACGACCUCGCGGGCUUCGCAGUCGGAGUCGUGGACAAUUUGAAGCAGCUGCCUCGUUCUAAGGAGAUCAGGGCUGGAGACAUAGUGCUGGCACUGCCGUCUACUGGCGUACAUAGCAACGGUUACAGUUUGGUGCAGAAGAUCAUGUUGGAGACUGGUCACAGAUACCAGGACCCAGCAGCCUUCAGCACCACAAACAAGAGCUACGGAGAAGAAUUCCUCGCCCCCACCGGUAUCUACGUCCAUGCCUUACUCCCGGCCAUCAAGAAGCAGUUAAUCAAAGGCCUAGCCCAUAUCACUGGCGGUGGUCUACUGGAGAACAUUCCUAGAAUACUGCCACCGGGGAUAAGAGUUAGAAUGGAUGCUACUAAGUUCAAUAUUAAGCCGGUGUUCGGAUGGUUGCAGGCUAAGGGUGUAGUAUCAGACUUCGAGAUGCUCCGUACCUUCAACUGCGGUGUGGGCAUGGUGGUGAUCGUAGACCCCGUCUGUGUGAAGGAACUGCUGGAGCUGGUCGAUGGAGAGAUUGCUAUUGUGGGUGCUGUGGAGCAGAUUGGGAAGGAAGGAGGUCACCAAGUGGUAGUAGAAAACUUCAAAGAAGCGAUGCAUCCCCUAACAUCGCCCUACGUGACCGGAGACCGGACUUCCCCUCAGAAGUCGCUGUCUUACAAAGACAGUGGCGUGGAUAUUGAAGCCGGCGACUCUCUCGUGUCAUUAAUCAAGCCUUUGGCUAGGUCUACAUCACGUUCAGGAGUGCUCGGUGGUCUUGGCGGUUUCGGUGGCUGCUUCCAACUCAAAGCUGUUGAACAGGAAUACAAGGACCCGGUGCUAGUCCUAGCCGCCGACGGAGUAGGCACAAAAUUGAAAAUAGCUCAAAAGAUCAACCAGCACGGCACAAUAGGCAUAGACCUGGUGGCCAUGUGCGUGAACGACAUCCUGUGCAACGGCGCGGCUCCGCUGACGUUCCUGGACUACUUCGCGUGCGGCUCGCUGGACGUCAACGUGGCCAGGAACGUGGUGUCCGGCGUCGCUGAGGGGUGUAGGCAGAGUUCUGCUGCUUUGAUUGGUGGUGAGACGGCAGAGAUGCCGGGUAUGUACGAGCCGGGCGUGUACGACAUCGCGGGCUUCGCGCUCGGUGUUGUCGAACGAUCACAUAUACUGCCCAAGAUCAAUGAUAUCGCGGUUGGCGACAUAAUCAUCGGUCUACCUUCCAACGGCGUCCACAGCAACGGCUUCAGCCUCAUACACAAGCUGAUGAAGAAGACAGGCCUAACGCUCAAAGACAGAGCACCUUUUAGCAAAGAGGGACUGACUCUUGGCGAAGAACUAAUAAAACCGACUCGCAUCUACGUGAAGUCCGUGUUACCAGCACUUCGCAGCGGUCGGGUGAAAGCAGUGGCCCACAUUACCGGUGGCGGCCUGUUGGAGAACAUCCCAAGAGUUAUACCUGAUGCUGUGAGAGCCAGGCUUAAUGCUCACUGGUGGCAUGUACACCCUGUGUUCUCAUGGAUUGCGGACGCUGGUUCAGUACAAGACGAGGAGAUGUUGAGAACAUUCAACUGCGGUAUCGGCAUGGUGCUCGUUGUGUCACCUGAAGAUCAGGCUGAGGUGAUGAACACGACCCGCGCGUUCGGCGCGAUGGUGAUCGGCAGCAUACAGAAGCGGCCCGUCGCCGGACAGCGCGUCGUCGUCGACAACUUCGCCUCCGCCAUGGACUUCACCAGGCGGAUGCCGCUGCUGCCCAAGAAGAAGGUGGCAGUACUAGUAUCAGGCAACGGCAGCAACCUACAAGCCCUAUUAGACACAACCCGGGAGGCAGCGCAGUGUAUGUGUGCGGACAUCAACCUCGUCAUCUCCAACAAGAAGGAUGCUUAUGCCUUACAACGAGCUCAGAAGGCUGGAGUACCUUCCCUGGUAUUCAAUCACAAAGACUACGCGUCACGGGAAGACUUUGACCGCGCGGUUUCCGAAGCACUAGAGGCACAUAAAAUCGACAUCGUCUGUCUUGCCGGAUACAUGAGAAUCCUGUCAGCUGAGUUUGUUAAAAAAUGGCACGGUCGCCUGCUGAACAUCCACCCGUCGCUGCUGCCGCGUCACCCCGGCCUCAACGCGCAGAAGCAGUGUCUUGACGCAGGGGACAAGGAGAGCGGCUGUACAGUGCAUUUUGUUGAUGAGGGCAUGGACACAGGUGCAAUAAUUCUCCAAGAACGAGUCCCAGUUCUCCAAAAGGAUACCGUAGAAACUCUAACCGACCGCAUCCACGAGGCGGAACACCGCGCAUACCCGCGGGCGCUGCGCCUCGUCACCACCGGCCGCGUCCGGCUCAACCAGCAUGGUACACUUAUGUGGUACUCUUAGGAACUGGAUCUUGGAAGAUACAUAGCCAAAACACCCACAAAAAGCAAUGAAAAUGUUAACUACACCGUUAAAAGAUGUCCGCUUAGGCACGUCAACAAGUCGAAUAUAACAAUACAUUUUCUUAUUAUACUUGAAAUUACAAUAGAAAUAUACGUGAAUUACAAUAACAAAAUUAAGUACACUAUUAAAAGAUGAUUUCUGAGUAAUGGUAUAAACAAUAUAGCUCAAUAUGAAAUCUUUUCCAUAUUCUAGCUUGAAUCAUAAUUUACCUCGCCAGUGCUUUUAUGUAUCAAAAAUUCAACUCACCUAUUUUUUACAUAUAAUAUUCCUCGGAUGUCAGUAAAAGUAUGAAAUAUGGCAAUACUGUCAGUUCUAAAGAAUGAAAGUGUUGCCAUAUUUUGAAGCUUGAAUGUGCUACUUUGCUUCCAUCAAAACUAUUAUGAAAGUUUAGUAUAAGAAACCUAGGUAUCUAUGCAAUAACUCGAAUACUAUAAAACUAUAGACUUGAACUUUUAAUCUCAAUAUUAUGGGACCAAAUUAUAUGUUGUAUGUAAUAUCUAUAUACACAUGUUAUACAUUCCUAUUGUUUAGGAAUUUCAUUGAAUUUUUAUUAUUAAAAAAAUAUUUACUUCAAAAAUAUUCAUUUGUUUAAAAAAAGGUUGUUAUGAAAAGAUUAAUAUAGUCUAAAAACUCGAAUUUGAUACUAAUUUGUAUAUAAGUAUAAAGUUAUCACAUUAGAUAAGAAUAUUAUAUUGCCCUGUUAGGCACAGUUUUGAUUGAACAAAUUUUAUAAAAAAUAUGCUAAAUUGCUCAAAAACACCUAGGUGUGUAAUAAAGAAAAUUUAAAAGUUUACUGUUAAAAAACAACAAGUUUUUUUUUAUGAGAAUUGUUAAGAUAAACUAUAGAUUGUUAUUUCAAAGGCAGUACUAAUAAGAAUAAAUCAAAAUGCAUGUUUAUAAAUGCCAUUUUAAAUAUAAGUAUGUUAAGUUUUACAGUGUGUUUGAAAUAAAACUUUUUUGUAUAUA